Molecule: messenger RNA, 778 nt
Organism: Chiloscyllium plagiosum (whitespotted bambooshark)
Lineage: Eukaryota; Metazoa; Chordata; Chondrichthyes; Orectolobiformes; Hemiscylliidae
Source: RefSeq, a predicted model, not a curated record
UCAGGAGUAGGAGGAGGAUUGUAGGCCCCGUGGGAGGGUAGGCCUCGGGCCUGGUGGAGCGAUGGGCGACUGGUCGCUGCUCUCCCGGAUCCUGGAGCAGGUGCACCAGCACUCGACGGCGGUGGGCAAGGUGUGGCUGACGGUGCUGUUUGUCUUCCGGAUGCUGGUGCUGGGAGCGGCCGCCGAGUCGGCCUGGGGGGACGAGCAGUCCGGCUUCAGCUGUAACACCCGGCAACCGGGCUGCGAGACCGUCUGUUACGACCGGGCCUUCCCCGUCUCCCACGUCCGCCUCUGGGUGCUCCAGGUGGUCUUUGUCUCCACCCCGUCGCUGGUCUUCGUCGCCCACGCCCUGCGCUCCGUCCGCCGCCAGCAGGAGGCGCCAGCGGGGGGCGCACCGGGACGUCAGGGAGACAAGGCGCAGAUCCGCGGGGCGCUGCUGGGUACCUACGUGUGCUGUGUGCUGGCCCGCUCGGCCCUGGAGCUGGGCUUCCUGGCCGCCCAGUACCUGCUGUACGGGAUCUUCCUGAGCCCCGUGUACCGGUGCGAGCGGGCGCCCUGCCCCACCCCCACCGACUGCUUCGUCUCCCGGCCCACCGAGAAGAACAUCUUUGUGGCCUUCAUGGCCGCCGUCUCCGGGGUCUCGCUGCUCCUGGGGCUGGCCGAGCUCUGCUACCUGGGCAGGCGGCGGCUGUGCCCCCCCACCCUCGAGGCCCAGGCCCCUUCCCCCAAUGCCUGGCCCCACCGCCCGCAGAACCAGGACCUCCGCGUCACCGUCUGA